CGACAUACAGCUCUUGACGCCUUAAAAUCAAGGCUGGAUGUCUUCUGGAAGAUAUGAUUUACUCAGGUUCUACCAGGCUUUGAAUGAUUUUGGCAUCAUGACUGCUGAGGACUCCACCGCAAGGAUGAGCAACGAUUCCUCCAACGUGGCCACCACGAAGGUGCCCGAGGGCGUGGCGGGCGCGCCCAACGAGGCGGCGCUGCUGGCGCUCAUGGAGCGCACGGGCUACAGCAUGAUCCAGGAGAACGGGCAGCGCAAGUACGGCGGGCCCCCGCCCGGCUGGGAGGGCCUGCACCCUCCCCGCGGCUGCGAGGUCUUCGUGGGCAAAAUACCCCGCGAUGUCUACGAGGACGAGCUCGUGCCGGUGUUCGAGUCUGUGGGGCGCAUCUAUGAAAUGCGCCUCAUGAUGGACUUUGACGGGAAGAACCGAGGCUACGCCUUCGUGAUGUACACRCAGAAGCACGAGGCCAAGCGCGCCGUCAGGGAGCUGAACAACUACGAAAUCCGCCCCGGGCGGCUGCUGGGCGUUUGCUGCAGCGUGGACAACUGCCGCCUCUUCAUCGGAGGCAUCCCCAAGAUGAAGAAGAGAGAGGAGAUCCUGGAAGAGAUCGCCAAGGUGACGGAGGGCGUGCUGGAUGUCAUCGUGUACGCGAGCGCCGCAGACAAGAUGAAGAACAGGGGCUUCGCCUUCGUGGAGUACGAGAGCCACCGAGCAGCUGCCAUGGCCAGGAGGAAACUCAUGCCCGGGAGGAUCCAGCUGUGGGGACACCAAAUUGCCGUUGACUGGGCAGAACCCGAGAUAGAUGUGGAUGAAGACGUCAUGGAGACUGUUAAAAUCCUCUACGUGAGGAACUUAAUGAUUGAAACCACGGAGGACACCAUUAAAAAGGUCUUUGGGCAGUUUAACCCUGGCUGUGUGGAGCGGGUGAAAAAAAUACGUGACUAUGCUUUUGUGCACUUUACAACCAGGGAAGACGCCAUUCACGCCAUGAACAACCUGAACGGGGCUGAGCUGGAAGGCUCCUGCCUGGAGGUAACCUUGGCCAAGCCCGUGGACAAGGAGCAAUACACUCGCUACCAGAAGGCGGCCAAGGGCGGCGCGGCGGCCACCCCCGAAGUAGCGCAGCAACCCAACUACGUUUACUCCUGCGACCCCUACACGCUGGCCUACUAUGGCUACCCCUACAACGCCCUGAUCGGUCCCAACAGAGAUUACUUUGUGAAAGCAGGCAGUGUAAGAGGCAGAGGGCGAGGAGCAGCCGGCAACCGAGCCCCCGGCCCCAGAGGCUCCUACCUGGGGGGAUACUCUGCCGGCCGCGGCAUCUACAGCAGGUACCACGAAGGCAAAGGAAAGCAGCAGGAGAAAGGGUACGAGCUGGUGCCCAACCUGGAGCUACCCGCYGUCAGCCCCGUGGCCAUUAAGCCCGGUGCAGUGGCCAUCCCUGCCAUCGGGGCCCAGUACUCCAUGUUUCAGGCCGCCCCGCCAGCCAAGAUGAUGGAAGAUGGCAAAAUCCACACGGUGGAGCACAUCAUCAACCCUAUCGCCGUCCAGCAGGACCCAGCCAGCGCGGCAGCCGCCGCGGCCGCCGCCGCCGCAGCUGUGAUCCCAGCCGUCUCAACGCCUCCUCCCUUCCAGGGCCGCCCCAUCACGCCCGUGUACACCGUGGCGCCCAACGUUCCGCGGAUCCCCGCUGCUGGCAUUUACGGGACAAGCUACGUGCCCUUCGCAGCGCCCGCCGCCGCCACGGCCACGAUAGCCACACUACAGAAGAACGCGGCGGCGGCGGCGGCGGCGGCCGCCUACGGCGGCUACGCCGGCUACAUACCUCAGGCGUUCCCGGCCGCCACCAUCCAGGUGCCCAUACACGACGUCUACCAGACAUACUGAGACUGGAGGAGAAGCCGACACUGAAGGAACACUUUACUAUUUAUGAAGAAAGAACCGGCUGCGAGGCAGUAGUGACAUUCGGACUCGGCGAACUSAUGCAGAACCUGCAAGUGAAGCACGUCAAAGGCUGCGUUUGAGAGAUUUUAUACGCAUGAAGUUUUCACUAAUUUUUUUAGGCUAUUUUUAAAACUUAACAUGCCUGUAUUCAUACAUUUCUAAGUGACCUCUGCAUUCAGCCCACUGCUUAUGUGCGUUUGUAUGCACUAGAGUGGGAUUGCAUGUGGUCUUUUU
Messenger RNA from Nothoprocta perdicaria, 2179 nucleotides. RefSeq names its product RNA binding motif protein 47 (gene RBM47). The transcript has 5 exons. Gene Ontology annotation, molecular function: mRNA binding. The record is from RefSeq and is a predicted model, not a curated record. NCBI's taxonomy places the organism in Eukaryota, Metazoa, Chordata, Aves, Tinamiformes, Tinamidae. Bases 38 to 1888 code for a protein of 616 amino acids. Gene Ontology annotation, cellular component: nucleus.